Cyphellophora europaea CBS 101466 is the source of this 933-nucleotide messenger RNA. RefSeq lists its product as uncharacterized. Lineage: Eukaryota; Fungi; Ascomycota; Eurotiomycetes; Chaetothyriales; Cyphellophoraceae. The record is from RefSeq and is a predicted model, not a curated record. The coding region runs from base 1 to 933 and encodes 310 amino acids. The transcript has 3 exons.
AUGCUUUUUCUGACCAUAGUGGCUGCUCUUUCGAGUCUGCUUUCGUUGACGUCUGCCGCCGCAGUUUCCACUAUAACUCAGACUUCUGAGGCCGAACCUGGACCAAUCUGCACAUUGGUGGACGGCGGUGAAACAGGUGGCACCUUCUGCAAUGUCUGGGACGGGACUGGCACGGUGACCAAUACCAACUGGGUGACCACUGUCACGCCAUGGCUCACCUCAAGUUCGACUUCUAUCUCAAAUCAAGAGCUGGGACCCACUGUUACAACUGAGCCCACAAGUGCUUCAGCAUCUCCGACUUCGACCGGUUGCGGUGAAGUUGGAACCUUCGAAAUUGAUUUCGACGAUCUACCUGUUGCCGGAAUCCCAAGCAAUGCGUCUGUCGGGCCUCCCAUCUUUAGCCCUUCCGACCACUUCUUCUGGGGCGCCAGCUGGACCUAUGGUCCUCCUCCAACCGAACUCUACCGUCCUCAGUCAGGCGAUCGCCUCGGUCAUUCAGUUUCAGGCGCUAUCAGCACAGUUGAGGGCUCUCCUCAAGCUGGUACCGUUCCAGGAAAGGGAUUCGGGGCCGGCCCCCGUAACUUCAACGACUUCUACUGGUUCCAUAUGAAUUCGGCGUAUGUUCAAUGUGACUUCUCCUCGGCCGGAGAUGCGCAGCAAUGCGACUUCACUGCCACUGCCUACCAGUAUAAUCCUGAUUUGAAAGAAGAUCGAGUCGUUUCUACUCAGCACUGGGCCCAAGUCCGCUGCAACGAACCGGUCUGUCGGCUCAACCAGAUUGUCUUUGCCGAACCCUUCAGAAACUUAUCAGCUGUCAGCUUCUACGGCGUGAUCAAUGGCAACAUCGUCGACUUCUACAUGGAUUCUGUCCAGCUAGACUGGUACAACAAUAGUUGUGAGGCAGGCCUGGCGCGGAUCUCGAGCCGCAAGUGA